This is a messenger RNA of Symbiodinium sp. CCMP2456, 1461 nucleotides long. NCBI's taxonomy places the organism in Eukaryota, Dinophyceae, Suessiales, Symbiodiniaceae. The record is from the annotation of a GenBank genome assembly.
AUGGCAGAAAGGCUGAGAUGCUUGGUCUUUCUCUGUUGCCAUGUCUUCCUCAACGGCCUGAAAACCCGGGUCUCUGAAUCAUGUUCACCAUUGAUCAACAGACAAUCAUAUUCUGCACUGCGGGUCGGAGUCGGAACUCCAAAGCAAGAGUUCGAUCUUGUCGCUGACACAGGCAGCAGUGCGGUCAUCGUGACGCACUGCGAAUGCAUGUCAAACAGUUGCUUUGGGUCCUCUGGAAAUUGCUUCACAGGCACAAACCGGUCCUCCACGUUUGACGUGCCGCGGGACGAUUCCGGAGCUCCACUGGCAGUGACGAUGACAUUUGGCAGUGGGAUGAUCCAUGGAGUUGUCGGCACGGACGUCGUGACCGUUGGCCAGGAAUCUGCUAUGAUGAAUGGCAGUGUGAUUUUCAUGUAUGACCAUGAGCUCGACACUGCCAUAUCUGACUUCGAAGGCAUUUUUGGUCUCGGCCUCCCGUACAAAGAGGCUGACAUAUAUGCUUCAAGCCAGCAGUCUUGGCUGGUCACUGCAUCCAUUCAGCGAUUUUCCAUGUGCUUCUCCAACAUGAAGGAGGAUGGCAUGCUACGCCUCAACUCCCCGGCACAACCAGAAAGACUUGGCAAUCUUGGAAAGUUCCAUUGGGGUGUCGAUUUCCAGGGCCUGUCCGUCGGCGAUGAAACGGCGGAGAUUAUUCUGUGCGGCGAUGGCGAAAAGAAGGACAAAGAGACCGCUUGCGGCCUGAUACCCGACUCGGGGACCACUCUGAUCCUCGCACCGAGCCGCCACCUCUGGACGCUCUAUUCCAAGCUGUGUGACAUGUGGCCGCGCUGCAGCAAGGCCUUCGCUCAAGACAAGACGUCAAAGCCGUCCGAAGAGCAGUCAGAGCCAUCCAUGGGAAGCAGAAUCGGAGACUGGAUCAAGAGCACACUGGAGAAGUGGGGCAUUCCAGAGAUUCACAUCACUAAUCCGUUCGACCUGGACCCAGCCACGCAGCUAAAGUUGGACAAGAAGGAACGGUUCGAAUCCUUGCUCGCAGACUGUGCAUCCUGGUCAAAAGAUGCGGCAGACUUAGACCGUGAAAUGCCGGCCCUUUUUUGGCAUGUGGCUGGAGUGGAGGGCAAGACCCAGACUUUCAGCUUGCCACCGAGUACCUAUGUAGUUGCGACCGGAUUCCACGACCAAAUUAUUUGCAUGCCAUUUUUCGGAGAGUACGACUACGAGACCGUCCAAAACGGGCCCAUCUGGAUCAUGGGCACCCCGCUUUUCUACGAGUACGAAGUCCAUUAUGAUCUGUCCACCGAGCCUCCAAGCCUGUCAUUCUCGAAGACAUCAUGCGGGUCCUGCGGGCAAGACGGUAAAGCCAUACCCGCUGUGGAUCUAUUGAGGAGAAGGAAUCAGCAGCUUCGCCGACAUGAUGCCAAGGUUCGCAUGCCGCAGAUGAACACGAGCCUUCCGUUGUGA